Molecule: messenger RNA, 348 nt
Organism: Phytophthora nicotianae INRA-310
Lineage: Eukaryota; Oomycota; Peronosporomycetes; Peronosporales; Peronosporaceae
Exons: 4
Coding region: 1-348 (115 amino acids)
Source: RefSeq, a predicted model, not a curated record
AUGAAGGUGGACGGCGGAACAUUCCAGAUUUUUAUCAGAAAUGAGAAUCACACCCACUCCCAUCUCAACACGCGUGCAGAUGCUGCUUCAUACAUGACAACUAAAACAUUACCGAUUGAUGAACAAGAUCGCGAAGAUGUCAAGACGCUUGCCGAUGCCCGAGCCUCAUCCAAGCAAAUUACCGAUUUCCUGAACGACCGGAGAUGGGGCGAGACACUCGCCAUGGAGUUCACGCACGGCACCAACAAUCUGGGGUAUCACUUGGAUUUCAUCUACCGGGAUCAGCAGGCUGUGACUAUUUCAGCUAUCCUUACUUACUUCAAGGAAAAGAAUCCUGGGGUGGCGUAA